UUAACACAUUAAGUGAACUAAAAGCAGUAAACGAGAGUAGUUUUAAAUUUUAGGAAAAAGGGAUUUGGGAUUGGAGUUUUUUAUCCCGAAUUCAAACAUGUUGAAAAUGGAGUUUAUUCCUCCAUAUUCACCGACUUUACUCCCAAACAUUACUGUGAAGACGACCUGGAGGAAAACCAAACCAAACCAGAAUUUGAUCUGGAAGUAUGGAGCUCUAACAGGUCUAGAUGUAUGGGGGAGGGGGAAGGGGAGUGUUCAGUUUAUACCUUUGAUCCAUCCGUUUUCACCAAAACUGCUUCUACAGAGUUCAAUAUAGCCUGUGAUCUUGCAUAUCUUCAGACACUAAGUGGGGUGCUGCGGAUGUCAGGUUUGCUCGUUGGUUCCUUUGUAUUCGGUUGGAUGUCUGAUAUACUUGGUCGAGUUCCUAGUCUUACAGUUGCAGGCCUGGUUCUAGUUCUAGCUCAGGGUGUGAAUAUCUUUUCGACGAACUACUUGAUGUAUUCCUUGAUGAAUAUGAUCAGCUCAGCUGGCGGUAUCGGGAUCUUUCUUAUAGGGUUUGUUUAUAUUUUUGAGUGGACAGCUCCUAGAUACAGAACUAAAAUUUCUGUUCUGGACCAGGUUCCAUUCUGUACAGGAUUCCUCUGGGUCGUCGGGGUCUCAUAUUUUAUCAGGUCAUGGAGAACUCUUCAAUUUGUUUUUGUUCUUCCAAACUUUCUUCUGCUAGCGUACAAAUUUAUUCUUCCAGAAAGCCCACGAUGGUUAGCCACUAAAGGUUUACAAGAAGAGGCAUUGAAUUCUUUACGAUUUGCUGCUAAGCUAAACAAGAGAAAACUACCGAUUAACUUGGAAUUGUCAGAUAUUAGUUCUUCCUCCGAAUCCUCCGAUCCAUCCAGUCCGGCCUCCGGAGAAACUUCAGCACUCAAGGAGACCCCUCCUAGCACUGAGGUUGAAAAUCUUAACUUGGGCACUAUAGUUGUUGAAUGGUUUCUCCUAUCCCGACUUAUAAUUCUCUCCAUGAACUGGGUGGUGAUCACUCUUUGCUUCUACGGUCUUAGUCUCAAUUCAGCUAGGGAUGAGAAUAUAUUUGCGAGUGUGGCGGCCAUGGCCGGCGUUGAAUUCCCUGGAUACGUGCUCUGUAUGUUUAUAAUGGAAGGAUGGGGCAGACGACCAGUGCUUUCACUUUGUCAGAUAGUUGCUGGAACCUUCUGUGUGAGUGCUGGGUUUCUUCCAGACAGUAUGGGAGGAUUACAACUAGUGCUAGGCCUGGUGGGGAAGAUGGGAGCUAGUGCUGGAUACGCCGUGGUUUAUGUUUAUACUGCAGAACUAUUUCCUACUAAGUUGAGGAAUUCAGCAGUUGGACUCUGUUCAACAUUGGCAAGGUUUGGAGGUCUACUGGCUCCUGUUAUUGCAGAUCUUGGUGCGGUGUAUACCCCUCUGCCCUACCUUGUAAUGGGUGGAUCUAGUAUACUAGUUGGAGCACUUGCCUUCCUUCUUCCAGAGACAAGAGGAAAACCUUUACCACAGACCUUAAAGGAGGCUCGGAGUCAAUAAAUCAGUGGCGCUAGGAGCAUAUGCCCUUCUUCCCGAAACUAAAGGAAUACCUUUACCGCAGACCUUAAAGGAAGCUUGGAGUCAAUAAAUCAGUGGCUCUUGGAGCAUAUGCCCUUCUUCUACAAGAGAAAAACCUUUACCUCAGACCUUAGUUGAGGCUCGGAGUCAGUAAAUCAGUGGCUCUAGAAGCAAAUGCCCACCUCUUAUCAGAGAUAAAGAGAAGCCUUUCCUCCGAGGAAACUCGGAAUCGAUAAAUUAGUGGUCCAUGGAGCAUUUGCCCUCCUCUUUUUAGAGACGAAGGGACAUUCUUUCCUGAUAGGAGGCUCAGAUUCCAUAAAUUAGUGGUGCGAGAAGCACUGGCCCUCCUCUUAUACCAGAGACAUUAGGUCUAAGAAAAGGCUCGGAAGUAAAUGAAAAUGUGAUUUAUAGAGACAAUCUUUUCAGAAAUUUAGAUUCAAUAUUCUAUUAGCCUUGUCAAUCAACUUCCUUCUCGGAGAAAGGGUCAAGGGAAACUAUAUUAUAUUUUCUUUUGCCGAACUGGUGAGUUAAAUGCCUGUCGCCGAUUCAACCCUUUAUCUCUUUAAAUAUAUUUUGACAAGUUA
Eurytemora carolleeae is the source of this 2153-nucleotide messenger RNA. RefSeq names its product organic cation transporter protein. NCBI's taxonomy places the organism in Eukaryota, Metazoa, Arthropoda, Copepoda, Calanoida, Temoridae. Gene Ontology annotation, biological process: transmembrane transport. The coding region runs from base 232 to 1551 and encodes 439 amino acids. The record is from RefSeq and is a predicted model, not a curated record. Gene Ontology annotation, cellular component: membrane. Gene Ontology annotation, molecular function: transmembrane transporter activity. The transcript has 17 exons.